AUGGGUGGGCGUCUUUGGUUGACCGCUGAAAGGCUGGACGGCUGCUGCAUCACGACUCGCAAGUCGCAGCGCCUUGCUCUUGAGAGAGGUGACGCUGACACAGAGUUGGCGAGCCACGGUCGGUCGCUGUCGCUGCUGCCAAGAGGACGCUGGCCGGGACCGCGUCCGGCCACCGAGUGUUUUGGACGAGACGACGGCACCGGGCACGACGUCUCUCUCAUUGUCCUUGUGCUCCUCCUUAUUGGGGUAUCCAAUUCCAAAGCCAACCCGGCAGCACCUCCCCACAGCCACAGCCACAGCCAGCUGGAUGUGAACCACAAGAAGCCAAUACAGACGUUUAGACCUUACAACAUUGCCCACCGAGGAUCAAAUGGUGAAUUACCCGAAGAAACAGCGGCCGCCUACCUGAGGGCUAUCGAAGAAGGCGCAGACUUCAUCGAGACCGAUAUACUUGCAUCAAAGGAUGGGCAUCUCAUCUGUUUCCAUGAUGUAACACUGGACGCAACGACCAAUGUUGCAUACCAUACGGAGUUUGCUGACAGGAAGAGGACCUAUGAAGUCCAAGGAGAAAACGUCACCGGAUGGUUCAUUGUGGACUUUACUCUUAAAGAGCUUAAAUCACUGAGGGUGAAGCAACGGCUCAGUUUCAGGGACCAACGAUACAAUGGGAAGUACCAGAUUAUUACGUUUGAGGAGUAUAUCUUGAUUGCGCUUUACGCCGACAGGAUAGUCGGAAUAUACCCUGAGAUCAAGAAUCCCAUCUUCAUCAACCAGCAUGUCAAGUGGUCGGGUGGAAAGAAAUUCGAGGAUAAGUUUGUCGAGAUGUUACUGAAGUAUGGCUACAAAGGUGAAUACAUGUCUGAAGACUGGCUCAAGCAACCGCUGUUCAUACAAUCCUUCGCUCCAACCUCAUUGAUUUACAUCUCCAACAUGACAAACUCUCCCAAACUGUUCCUAAUCGAUGACACAACAAUUCCAACACAAGAUACCAACCAGUCAUACUACGAGAUAACUUCAAAUUCUUAUCUUGAAUUCAUAAGAAACUACGUUAUCGGGAUUGGGCCAUGGAAGGAUACAAUUGUUCCUCCAAACCCAAAAGAUAACUGCUUAGCACAGCCCACCGAUCUCGUUGCACGAGCACAUUCUCUCAAUCUUCAGGUGCAUCCAUACACUUUCCGAAAUGAGAACCAAUACCUGCACUUUGAUUUCCAUCAAGACCCUUAUGCUGAAUAUGAGUACUGGCUCAAUGAGAUCAGUGUCGACGGGCUGUUCACUGAUUUCACUGGUAGUCUGCACAAGUACCAGGAAUGGACUACACCAUACCAGAAGAAGGAGAAGAACCCGGAAGCACUCUUGCGUGAGAUCGCGAACAUGCUGAAGAAUGAUGGCUACUGA
Molecule: messenger RNA, 1395 nt
Organism: Miscanthus lutarioriparius
Lineage: Eukaryota; Viridiplantae; Streptophyta; Magnoliopsida; Poales; Poaceae
Source: the annotation of a GenBank genome assembly